Messenger RNA from Wasmannia auropunctata (little fire ant), 3040 nucleotides. It is a transcript of the gene Eyg, whose product is annotated as paired box protein Pax-3-B-like. The transcript is spliced from 6 exons. The coding region runs from base 1 to 1947 and encodes 648 amino acids. Gene Ontology annotation, molecular function: RNA polymerase II cis-regulatory region sequence-specific DNA binding; DNA-binding transcription factor activity, RNA polymerase II-specific. Lineage: Eukaryota; Metazoa; Arthropoda; Insecta; Hymenoptera; Formicidae. Gene Ontology annotation, biological process: anatomical structure development; regulation of transcription by RNA polymerase II. The record is from RefSeq and is a predicted model, not a curated record.
AUGAUGAUCGGUGGCGGCGUCGCGACCCCUCCUGGUACUGCCAAGUCGGCGGCUGCGAUCGACAGCGAAAUGGUGCAGGUCGACGGCAUUGGCAGUGGUAGUGUCAGUGGCAGUGCUAGUGGUAGUGGUAGCCCUGCGACGGGCGCGACCACCACGCGCCUCACGAACAAUAGCGGUAGCGGUAAUAAUAACAAUAACAACAACAAUAACAACGGGGAGAUUGGCAACAAUAAUGAUGGACACGGUGUCGCGAAUUGCACCGGCACCACCGCCUCGAGCGCGAGCGACAAGUUCUGCUGUCAGGACGAGGACGUUCCCGCCAGUACCGGUGUCGCCCGACCUUGGGAACCGCCGUCGCCGACCUUCUCCCAGACGAGAUCGCACCUGCUGCAGGUACACCCGCCUCAUCACCACCAGCAGCAUCCGGCGGCGCAUCAUCAUCAGCAAUUGAAUGUACCUUCCCUGAUCGAUGGUGUGAAUUUACAAAAUUGCACGGCCGGUCCGUUCGCCAGCGGCAAUAACGGCAACGCAUCGCGGCAACGUCUAAUCGAAUUGUCACAUGGAUUAGGAGCACUCAGGCAUUACAACGACCUCGCCAACCACGUGCUGUCAUUAAACCAACAGGGCGCAGUCGUUACGAAACUUUUAGGUACGUUGCGCCCGCCGGGUCUGAUCGGUGGCAGCAAGCCGAAAGUAGCGACACCGGCUGUCGUCGCUAAGAUCGAGCAAUAUAAAAGGGAGAACCCGACUAUCUUCGCCUGGGAAAUUCGGGAGAGGCUAAUCUCCGAAGGGGUAUGCAGUAACGCGACGGCGCCGUCGGUCAGCAGCAUCAAUCGGAUACUGCGGAACCGCGCGGCGGAACGCGCGGCCGCGGAAUUCGCGCGUGCCGCCGGCUACGGCCUGUACGCGGCCGCCGGACCGCAUCCAUACUUCAAUUCGCAUCAACAUCCGACGACAAGCCAUCAUCUGCCGGCGGGCUGGCCAGCGCCGGGAGCAGCCGGACACCCGUGGAUGCUGCCGCCUCUCGCCACUGGUAUAUCCGGCGCGUCCGCUUUGCUUUUGCCACCGUCCCUGAGUCCCGGUGCGGCCGCGGCGGCGGCCGCGGCUGCAUCCGCGUCCGCCGCGGGCACUUCCGAGCACGCGCUUCACGCCGCUGACGCGCUCGCUCGUGGAUAUUUGCAAGACGGCGACGGAGAUGACGGAAGCUUAGACGGUUCGGAGCAGCCCAAGUUCCGGCGCAACCGCACGACUUUCAGUCCGGAGCAGCUUGAAGAACUCGAAAAGGAAUUCGAGAGAUCGCAUUACCCGUGCGUGUCAACACGCGAACGUCUCGCCUCGAAAACGUCGCUCUCGGAAGCCCGCGUUCAGGUUUGGUUUUCCAACAGACGGGCAAAGUGGCGUCGUCACCAGCGCAUGAACCUCUUAAAGCGCUCGCCGCCACCGCCACCACCACCACCACCGCCGCAGCCGCAGCCGCCGCCGCAGCAGCAACCGCACUCCGCUACGUCCGCUAUGGAAAUCGGCCAGCGUACAUCCAGCUGCUCCAUCGCCGGCAUGGGCGGCGAAAGUAGCGCGUUUCGCGCUGUCGUCGCUAAUUCCGCGGCCAGGGACGCCGGCCUCGACCGACCCGACAGGAUCGACAGGCAUGACUCGAUACCGAAGCAACCGGAAAGGAAACCUAGCGCCUUCCGAAUGAUUAGUCAACUGGUGGGCGAAGAUUCCGGACUCUCGAGACCAACCAGUCCAGCGUACGAUCAGCGACAGGGAUCCGGUCUUGGUCCACGACCGAGUUCGGCGCACAGGAUACGCUACGAUCAGAAUGAGGACGAAGACGAGGAAAUUGACGUUCAGGAUUCCGAUCAGGAUGUACCGUCGUCGCCACCGGUCGCUUGGAGAGAUCAUUGGACUGACCAACAACCCUUGGAACUGACGAAGCACGAUCGUUGAACGAGACGUAAUAUCUCAGUUUGAUUUCGAGCGACACACUAGUGCUCGGAGUGAUGUUUUCGCAAAAAAAUCGAGCGGCCGCCUUGCAGCUUUUAUUUAUUGAAAAAUAUUUAUUGGACAAAUCACAUGGAUCAGCAACUACCAAUGUUCAAAAUGCACCGUCGCGUCAGUUCUUUAUAUCUAUUGGUGAACGAUAAGUGUAAAAGUGAUAAAAUGUUUUUUUUGGUCAAAUUUAAUAACAAAAACGCUAGUGAGCCAUGUUUUUUUUUUCUUUACGGUGCACAAAGUAUAGUAAAUCGAAAAAUGUCAGAUUUUAUUUUAUCAGUAAAUAUCGUUAAAAAUUAUCAAUGCCGUUCAGUUUACACGCGAGUGAUCGAGUGAUAAAUCGACUAUAACUUGCUGCAUCGGCAGCUGACUCGAGUGGACGAUUAAUCGGCGCGUAGUGUCAGAUGCGGCACCGCGCGUGUGCAUCUAGUAUUUUCUCUCUUCUCAUUAUUGUCGGGCGCGGCUCUUCUCUCUAUUGGUUGAAGUUUUUAAUAUCUAUGGAAAACUGCUUAUUACACGAACAUGGACGAUUUCUUGUAAUCGCGAAUAGGUGUUGCGAGCUGUAUAAUAUUAAAACGCAACGUCAUCAAUGUCAUUGUAAUUAUUAUUGUUGAUUAGAUAAGUGAUCCAAUGCAUAUCGCGUGGCAAAAGCAAAGCGCUAUUAGAUCGCUCAAAUCUACCUGGGGAGCCGUUCGUGUGCGAGUAGAGAAUAAAAAAUAUAUAUACCGUGAAGAAAGAAUGAGAUUGUUCGAGAACUCAUUCGGUACUAGUCCUAGCGAAUCUUUAUUUAGGGACGUGCGUUAACUAGGUACUUGAAAUAGAAGUAAGGGAAGAAAACACAGAUAAUCCUAUACGAACUGUGUUAAAAUAAUAUGUUUAUUUAAAUGAAACCGUUUGUAAAUAUCUACACACGGCGUCACAGCUCAUUCUCUCUUGCAAACUCUCUUCCAAAUUUUCCCUCUAACUAGCCUCCGACAGACAAAACAGUUUUUGGCGAGCCAUCAAAUAUCCGCACAAUGAAAUAUGUUAUAUUGAAAUAAAUUUACAU